AUGGGGUUGCUGCAGGUCAAGGCGGUGUCGCCCGUGGAGGGAUUUAUUUUGCCAGGGGGUAAGAGUUUAUAUAAAUAUUUAAAAAUUAAUGGAUGGUUAAUUAAUAUAAAUAUUUUUGCGCCAGUAAUUCCAGCUGGAGCACUUCAGACAGAAAGCGGUUUACACACAUUGGCGGUAUCAGGAGGUGCUGGUGGCGGUGCUAUUGUCCAAUAUGCGACCAACCAAGAUGCCCAGUUUUAUGUCCCGGGUCCUAUGUUAGAGGAUCAAACACGUAAACGAGAGCUACGAUUGUUAAAAAAUCGUGAAGCUGCGAGAGAAUGUCGUCGCAAGAAGAAAGAAUACAUCAAAUGCCUAGAAAACAGAGUGGCGGUGCUCGAAAAUCAAAACAAGGCGCUUAUAGAAGAAUUAAAAUCGCUUAAGGAACUGUAUUGCCAACAAAAGACAGAAUGAGGUCCAGCUGGCUAACUGGGUGCGCCGCUGCCCGGCCAGUGCUCACAAUAUGGCACAACCUGUUAGUCUGCAUACUCAAGUGCGGGCUAUGAAAUUUCUGUUCAGGUGACAUGUCGGGUUUCCAAGUUCUAUUCUUUUCUGUACAUUUUUAAUAAAUAAAAUCGUCUAAAAAUUGUUUAUGUAUUGGUUGGUUCUGAAAAGCUGCGUUUCUUGUAGUAUUGUUAGAUUUGAUAAUUAUGUUUAAUUGUUAAUUCGUUUUCAAAUUUUCUGUUAUUGUUUUUAAUAUCAGUUUACUUGAGGUUGAUAUUUAUGCAGUAUAGGGAAAGAUAUACAUAUGAAUUUCAUACAUCUUUCCAUUGAUAAUCUAGAUUUUCUUUAUUAUGCGGAGUGAUUGAUUUGUCACUAUUGUAAAUUGUUUAUUGGCUUAAGCAGUUCUGUUUAUUGUGUUAUUUGUUAGUGUUCCAUACAGAGAAACAGCACUAAUGGGAUGAAAUUGAAAAAUCAAAUAUGAAAUUUUAGCGAGUGUCUUACUGUGACAUUUUUUUUUACAAAUUGUUGUAAAUUUGACAUAGAUAUAAAAAUGCAGUUACGCAAAUAUGGACGUGACAUUUAAAUUUGAUGAAUUGACAUUUAAUGAAGUGAAGCACCCAUUUGAGAAUGUUAAUAAUUAUUGUGUUGCAAUAUCGCUUCUUCCCGAACCUCCAAAACGAUUUAAGCAAAAUAUUACAAAAUAGGACCUUAUUACAAAAUAGAUUGUAAAAUGAGAUUUAAGUGAAACAAUCAAAUUUUCGUUAUUUCCUGAAUCAAAGUCACAUACUAUAAGUUGUAUUUACAAGCCUUGUUGCAGAAAAUGUACGAACAUGAAUUAUUAUGUCGAUUAAAUUUGGCGUAUAUAAUUCUAAAACAUUCAUGACCUAUAAUAUCUCAUAAAAUAAUACCACUGUCUUAGCUAUGAGACUAGAAAUAUCUGGUUCCAAAAGGGGAAGUGUAUAAAAAGUGGUUGUUAUUUCUGGGAUUAGGUUUGUGGAUAUAUCUUAAUGUGGCUACUUUAAACGUUUGUUAUAUAAUUAUGCUUGUUCCAAAACAAUAUAGACCAAAGAUAAAUAAAUCUUCAAAUAUGAUUUUUUAAUUGUCCAAUAUUAAUAAGAUUGCGGUUUUUCCCUUGAAUUAUACCUCACAUCAUCUGAAUAUUACGAAUCGUAUAAAAUAUGUUUAAUCAAUAUGCGUAGAGAUAGGAAAUUAAUUAUAAAAGCAAUCUUUUUGAUAAAUGUUUAUGACAAAUACCCGCAAGUGGUUGUUAGGGCAGUUUUUAUUUCCAAAACUUGAUUGAUUUUGGCGCAAGCAUAAAAGUAUUUACAAAAGAGCGCAAAAGUUAUCAUUUUAUUUGAAACAAUGGUUAACUGAUAUAAUCAAUUUAACCUGUUCUAUAUUGCAUCCUGGAUUAGAUUGAAUAUUACGUAUUCGUUAAAAAAAAAGCGUUUUAUUAUUCGCAAAUAAGUAAUCUAUAAAAAAAUCUUUUCAUUAAACAACUGGAUAUUUUUCGUUUAAAUUUUGCAAAUUAUAAGUAAAGGUAUCAUAUAAUAUGACAUGUGAAAACGAAAUGAGGUAACUAUUGCGCAACUUUAUAAUAUAAUUUUAAUGUAAGAACAGAACUCUGGUUGUACAAGAACGACUUGCGUUUUUUAGGUAUCACUAUCGACUUGGGUGCCAUUUUCAAAAAUACAUGUUUGUGAUGAAGCUAUAUUUUAUAAGUACACCAAGUUAGUUUCGAUUUUUCAUACUUGCCGAAAUUUUUAUGUUUUAAUUUGUUCUGAUUUUUAUUCUUAUAUAAUAUGUCACACAUGUCUGUGAUUGAAGGCGCGGAAGUGAGAGAGUACCCUAUGUAAGUUGACUAGUAUUUUGAACACCGCACAGGUGUUUGUAAUGCAUAAGCCAAAGUUAAUAUUUUUAGUUAUUUUGUGCAAUAGCCAUAUUGCAAUGUACAGUUUUACUAUCUCUUUCUAUUACAUAAUAUGAACGAAUAAAUAAUUAAUAAAAUGAAAAUUUUGUACAUUGUGUAUAGAUAAACAGGUAUGUAAAGAAAUGUAUAAAAGAGAAUCUGUAUAUAUACAUAUAUUUUAUGUAUUAUUUGUGAACAGUGGAUGAUGUAACUCAUGGUAAAUUCCAUUUUAAACACUUAGUGCACCAUUUAUUUAAUAUCACUAAUAUAUUAUCUGAGCUGUUGAUUCAGAUUUCGCCAAUAUAAAAAAGAUAAUAUUUAAAUGUAAUAAUACCACUUUGGUACAAAUCAAUUUUAUGGGGUUGGGGCAAGUUAAACAAAAUUAAAUGUCAUUUAAAUUUUAUCAAGUCAUCCACGAAAUUUGUUAUUUAUAUUUUAUAUAAAAUGUUUUGUAAAAGGGUAAAUUUAGUUCAUUACGAAAAUUAAGGUAAAUUCUAAUUUCGAGGACAUAUGAUGGACAAUUCACAGGUACUUUACACUCCAAAGUAGUACUUUAAUUUUAUCUCCACUUUUGUAUGUGCAGUGUGUACCUCGAGAAUAGGAUUUUACCCCUACUAUAAUAUUUUAUAAAUUCUGCUUCCCAUGAUUGAUGCAGGGUAAGGAAAAAAAAAGAAAACAUUAACUGGAUUGGCAUAAUAUCUAUUUUCUUUUUGUUAACGUUUUAUGUAAAAUGUCGCACUCAAUCAUGGAAAGCAACAUAGGAUUAUAGAUAGAAAUUGUGGAAAGUGCCUUUAAACUUAGAAGAAUAAAGUUUAUACCAUCAUAGCUCUUUACGUUAACUUAAUGCUAUUUAUAAAUAAUAAUAUUAACUGUUUGAUGUAA
Manduca sexta (tobacco hornworm) is the source of this 3271-nucleotide messenger RNA. It is a transcript of the gene CrebB, whose product is annotated as cyclic AMP response element-binding protein B-like. Bases 1 to 450 code for a protein of 149 amino acids. The record is from RefSeq and is a predicted model, not a curated record. Gene Ontology annotation, molecular function: DNA-binding transcription factor activity, RNA polymerase II-specific; RNA polymerase II cis-regulatory region sequence-specific DNA binding. Lineage: Eukaryota; Metazoa; Arthropoda; Insecta; Lepidoptera; Sphingidae. Gene Ontology annotation, cellular component: transcription regulator complex; nucleus. The transcript is spliced from 3 exons. Gene Ontology annotation, biological process: regulation of transcription by RNA polymerase II.